AUGAGUAACGAACCAGCAGAGGAUGGAAAGAAGCUAGAAGAUAUUGUAGAUGAGCAAUCUAAUUCAUCUUCAACAAGCAAGGAUCUUGAUAAUCCACCAAAAGAAGAAGAAAAGAAAGAUGUUGAAGCCCAAAAGCCACCAAAGAAGCUUAAAACAUAUGGAGAAAUGACAAAGGCAUACUGGUAUCAGUUUAUUAAUCCUAAUGUCUGGAAGACUAUGCCUAUAUUUUUAAUCAUAGGCAUUUUAUUCUGGUGCUUAGGAUUUAUCCCGAAUUACGAGAAAUGUAUGCUUUCUCAAUCCAUUUUUGCAAUCGUUGUUGGCGUUCUUCUUGCCCUAAUCCCACAAGUUAAGGACCUUGUCCAUUCAGAUUUUUGCAAACCUGGCGUUGGAUUCAGCAAACAGAUGUUUAUGAGAUUGGCUGUUAUCCUCUAUGGUUUUAGAACCAAACUUUCUGAUAUCGGUAAUGUUGGCUGGGGUGGCGCAAUUUCAGCCAUAUUAAUGGUUAUUCUUACUUUUGUUUUAGGCUCAUUAUUUGGCAGAUUAUUGCUCAAGAUGCGCUCUGAACAAGCUGAAUUGCAAUCUUGCGGCUUCUGCAUCUGCGGCAUUGCGGCCAUCAUGUCAUCAGCAGGUAUUAUCAACUCAGGAAGUGAAGAUAUCUCUCUUGCAUGCAUCCUUGUUAUUGUUGGCGGCUUCCUUGAUAUCAUUUUAUACCCAAUUCUCUUUACAGCCCAUGAUAAACUCUUCCACUCAGAGAGAAACUUCGGUAUUGCAGCAGGUAUAUCAAUCAAAGAGAUCGCUCAUACAGUUUCCGUUGGUUUAAGCUGCUCAGAAACAGUUUCAAAGUUCGCAAUGAUUGUUAAGAUGUUCAAAGUUCUUCUUCUUCCAUUCCUUCUCAUUGCUAUGGCUUUCAUCCUUCCAUUCAUACAUAAAAAGAAAGAUGAUAACACUGAAAAGACAGAAGAAGAAAAUACAUGCUCUUAUAAGGUCUUAGACUUCUUCAAUAAGAUUACAAUUCCAUGGUUCGCUUUCAUUUUCAUUAUUACUACAAUCAUUAACAGUUAUACAAAUAUCAGUGAGAAAGCUCACAAGGUUUUGAAUGAAAUCAUCAUUAUCGCCUUAUCUACAUCUAUGUUUUGCGUUGGUGUAACUACAGAUCUCAAACUCCUUCUCAAGAGUUCUGGAUGGAAACCAUUUGUCCACGCUCUUGUAUUGUAUAUCUGGGUUUUCUUGUUUGGUUGGUUAUUAGAGUAUAUUUUCCAUAAUGUUUAA
Messenger RNA from Trichomonas vaginalis G3, 1269 nucleotides. RefSeq lists its product as hypothetical. The record is from RefSeq and is a predicted model, not a curated record. NCBI's taxonomy places the organism in Eukaryota, Parabasalia, Trichomonadida, Trichomonadidae. Gene Ontology annotation, cellular component: plasma membrane. The transcript has a single exon. Bases 1 to 1269 code for a protein of 422 amino acids.